AUGAGUUCAGAAAACGAAAACAUUCAGGUUGUUGUGCGGUGCAGAGGUAGAAACGCCAAAGAAACCAGUAUUAAAAGCACAGUCGUGGUAAACGUGGAAGAUGAAGAAGGUUAUGAAGUUGCUUUGAAUCCUUCAAAUGAUACAGGUGUCAGUGCUCAAUUGAACUCCAAAACUUAUGCAUUUGAUAAGGUGUUUGGUCCAAUGUCAGACCAACAAGUAAUAUUUGAUAAGGUUGCAACUCCAAUGUUCAAUGAAUUUUUAAAAGGGUACAAUUGUACUAUGCUUGUAUAUGGUAUGACCUCUACAGGGAAAACUUAUACUAUGUCUGGUGAUGACAAACUAGUUGACGGUGAAUUAAGUGACAAAGCUGGUGUGAUACCUAGAAUUUUGUUCAAAUUGUUUGGAGUGCUGAAUGAAUCCAAAGAACAACUAAAUGAAGAUUACAUUGUGAAAUGUUCGUUUAUUGAAAUAUAUAACGAAGAAUUGAAAGAUCUUCUCACUGAUGAAACCAACAAAAAGUUAAGAAUAUUUGACCAAAAAGCUGUUCCUGGAAAUGCAAGCCCCAUACCUGGUCAAUCAAAUAACAAAUCAACUAUACAUAUUCAAAACUUAGAAGAAGUGAUAUUGAGAAAUGCUAAUCAUGGUAUUAAGACGUUACAAAAGGGGUUGAAGAUAAGGCAAGUUGCGGCUACAAAGAUGAAUGAUGUUUCAAGUAGAUCGCAUACAAUUUUCACAUUGAGUUUAUUCAAAAAGAUCGGUGAAUCUGGCGACCUUUUCAGAAUAUCUAAAAUGAACCUAGUGGAUCUUGCUGGAUCAGAAAACAUUAGCAGAUCAGGUGCUUUGAACCAACGAGCUAAAGAAGCGGGCUCUAUUAAUCAAAGUUUGUUAACACUAGGGAGAGUCAUCAACCUGCUAGUGGAAAAAAAUCAACAACAUAUUCCAUACAGAGAAUCAAAAUUAACUAGACUGCUUCAGGAUUCAUUAGGUGGUCGUACUAAAACCUGUUUAAUUGCCACCAUUUCACCAGCAAAGAUCAAUUAUGAUGAAACGUUGAGUACACUUGAGUAUGCCAACAAAGCAAAGAGCAUCGAAAAUAAGCCUCAAUUAGGAUCUUCCAUAGGAAGAGAGAUAUUGGUGAAGGAAUUGAGCAUAGAGCUAUCGAAGGUGAAGUCAGAUUUAACUUCCACGAGGUUGAAAGAUGGUAUUUAUAUGAACAAUGAUAACUAUGAGGAAUUUAUGAAUGAUAUUCAAGAAUAUAAAACUGAGAUCAAUGAAACCAAAAGAACUUCGGAACUCCUCAGGAAGCAAAAUGAAUCACUAAAGAAGAAGACACAACUAUUGGAAUUUCAAAAUAAUGAGUAUAUGACAAUGAUAAACACUUUGAAUGCUACAGUUGAAAGCUUACACAAUAAAAUUGAUAAACAGAAGCAGAAUGAGGAAAACUUGAUGAUGUCGUCAUCCAAAUUCAAACAUAUAAUUAACAGUAUCAACUCGAACUUGAUGAUUUUCAAAAAAUAUGAAGGUGAUGCCAAAUCAGAAAUCAAUACAAUCAAUGAAGUCUAUAUACAGAAGAUUGUUGAGAAGAUUAAAAAUACUAUCGAGGAAAACUCCAAAAGUCCUAACAUUGAUUCAAUCAUUCCAAAUAUCCAACAUGAAUUCCAUCAGAUGAUAAUAGAUUUACAAAGAGCAACAUAUGAUGCGUGUAAGAAUGUUAGUGAAUCAAUUUUAUCCAAAUUCCCUGAUUUAUUUGAUGAUUUUGAAGGCAAUAUUGAAGAACUACGAUCCUUGAUAAAAAUAUUUGAGGUCAAUGUGAGUGAAGAAUUCUCAAAGUUAUCCAAGCAAAAUAACGAUUUGAAAUCAACACUUAAUGAAAGUUUAUUUAACAACCACGAUGAAUUUCUAAACUCUGUUGUCAACAAAGCUAGUGCACAGAUUGAAGAUGACUCGAAUGACUUGUUGAACAAGUUCGUUGAGUUGAUAAGAGAAAACAAUUUUAAACAGCAAAAGGCAUUGGUUGAUAAUAUUCGUUCAUCUGCUAAACAUAUUGUUUCCUUAGAGAAAGCCCAACUUCAACCUGCUCAGACCAAAUGGGAACAUGCAACAUGUGAAAUCAUCAACAAAUGUGAUUCACAGACUAAUAUGUUGGUCCAACAGCACGAGACGAAACUGCAUGAAAUAUCCAAUUCAUUAAAAGAGACCAAUAAAUUCACAACCACUUCCAAGGCUGCUAUUGAUAACGAAUUAACAAAGAUCAAUCAAUUAACUUCAGGAUUUCAAAACAAUAGUAAAGUUAACUUAAAUUUGACUGAAAUUAAAAGCAAAUUUGAAGAACUUGAGACCCAGAAAAUCAAUUUUAUUAAUAGUUUGAACUUGACUAAAGAUGAUACAUUGAAGAUUCGCGAUCACUUGAUUGAAAAAAUCGUGAACAAUGAUGAGAUAUCAAACCUUGAGGUGAAAGAUGUUGAUAAAGUUUUGAAUGAAUUAGAUACAGAACAGAAAGAGAUCAAAAAAGCAUUGUUACCAACAGGAAAAACUCCAUUAAGACAAACGUUAAAGAUACCGAAGAAAUUAGAUGAAAGAGCAAGUGAAGUAUUAAAUAGAUCACCUCCAAAAUUUCAACUGAUAGGACAAAGAUUUAGUGGUGGAAGUAAGGAUUUAGUUGCUGUUGAUAAUAAGGAGAAUACUGUUUCUAAUAAAAGAAAGUUUAACUCCAAUGGCGCUAGUGAGCUGGACUCCAAAAAGAUACCCAAGCUAAGUGGAGGAGGCAGAAUACCAUUGAGGAGACAUAAAAGCUGA
Hansenula anomala is the source of this 2796-nucleotide messenger RNA. It is a transcript of the gene CIN8, whose product is annotated as kinesin motor protein CIN8. Gene Ontology annotation, cellular component: spindle microtubule; nucleus. Lineage: Eukaryota; Fungi; Ascomycota; Saccharomycetes; Phaffomycetales; Wickerhamomycetaceae. Gene Ontology annotation, biological process: microtubule-based movement; mitotic spindle assembly. The coding region runs from base 1 to 2796 and encodes 931 amino acids. Gene Ontology annotation, molecular function: ATP binding; microtubule binding; minus-end-directed microtubule motor activity. The record is from RefSeq and is a predicted model, not a curated record. The transcript has a single exon.